ACGGCCUCGCCCGUGCCUCCGUGGGGCCUGGGGGACGGUCGGCUGAGCCUGCGGGGCCCGGGAGCCCUCGCGCGGCCCGAUGGCGCCGGCGCAGGCACCAGUGACCUUCAAGGAUGUGUCUGUGACCUUCACCCGGGAGGAGUGGGAAUUGCUGGACCCAGCCCAGAGGACCCUGUACCAGGACGUGAUGCUGGAUAUCUGCAGGCUCCUGGUCUCGCUGGGGCAUCCGGUUCCCAGGCCGGAGCUGGCCCACCUGCUGGAGCACAGGCAAGAGCUGGGGACUCUGAAGGGAGGCCUCCCACAGAGCACCUGUCCAGGUGACAGAGCAAAACAUCAGACCAGAGAGCCAAGCACCACUCAGCCAGUUUUGUGUGAGGGAGCCUUGCUCCAGGGAAGCAGGACUCCAGAAUCGUCAAGGGACUCCAGACUGAAGCAAGCCAGGGAACGGGAAGGGCUUUUGGAAGUGAAGCCAAGGACAGACCCCCACAAGGAGGCCCAUCCUGCGAAAAGGAGCCCUGAAGAUAAUGGUCUGGGGACAGAUGACGGUCUGCACUCUAGGGGGUUACAGGACAGAGUCUCCCGGGGAGAUGUUCUCCGUGAACAUGACCUACAGGGACCAGGGAAGGGCCCCAGGAUCCAGGUGGGAAGAAACCUCUACAAAUGCAAGCAGUGCGGGAAAGGUUUCAGCAGAAAGUGGUACCUUGCUCGCCACCAGCGGGUUCACACGGGGAUGAAGCCCUAUGAGUGCAAUGCGUGUGGGAAAACCUUCAGCCAGAGCUCCACCCUCAUCCGGCACUACCUCAUCCACACUGGGGAGAAGCCCUACACGUGCCCCGAGUGUGGGAAGGCCUUCAAGCGCAGGUCCUACCUGGUGCAACACCACCCCAUCCACACUGGGGAGAAGCCCUAUGAGUGUGCCCAGUGUGGGAAGGCCUUCAGCCACCGCUCCACCUUCAUUCGGCACAAAAGGACCCACAGCAGGGAAAGGCCCUUUGCAUGCAAGGAUUGCGAGAAAGCAUUCAGCAACAGAGAGCACCUUAUCCAGCACUACGCUGUGCACACGGGGGCCAAGCGGUUCGAGUGUGCCGUGUGUGGGAAGGCCUUCCGCUGCCGCUCGGAGCUCCUGCAGCACCGGCGUGUGCACACAGGGGAGCGGCCGUACGUCUGUGCACAGUGCGGGAAGGCCUUUCACCGCAGCACGUACCUGCUGCAGCACUCCAUCAUCCACACGGGGGAGAAGCCAUACAAAUGUGGCCUAUGUGGGAAGGCCUUCAAGCGCAGGUCCCACCUCCUGCAACACCAGCGGGUCCACACCUGAGCUAAGGCCCUCCCACACAGGGGCUGAAGAAGGGCCUCAUCCACUGUUCCUUCCUGGUCUGUGAAGGGGAUCCACAUGUGAGGAAAAUCUCCUUCAGUGCAAAGAAUGUUUGGAGAGGGAGUUUUGUCAGCUCUGAAAGGCACAAGAAGUCGCCUUGGCAAGAAGCCCUGUGAAUGCAGCGACUGUACCUUGAGCUGCAGGUCAGCCUUCCCUCUUCAUGGUGGGAGAGAAAGGAGAGAAGGUGGGUCACCAGUGGCUCUGCCUCCGUCAGCAUCAGAAAACUUACAGGGCAGAGAGGCUGGAUAUAACUACUAAGGCCAGUCUUAAGCCAAAAGGAAAAAUCUUACUUGCUAUCUGAGAAUUCGUAGCAAAGAAGAGCCACAUAACUGUCAUAGCUAUGAGCAAACCUUCUGGGACAGGUCACUGAUACACUGAUCAGAUCACUGGGGAGGAAGAGGGAGAGGUCACAGGAGGAGGUUGCCCAAGGCAAUGGUGAGCAGAGGAGGAUGGGAUGGGCCGAGAA
Messenger RNA from Pteronotus mesoamericanus, 1841 nucleotides. RefSeq names its product zinc finger protein 550 (gene ZNF550). The coding region runs from base 80 to 1318 and encodes 412 amino acids. The transcript has 4 exons. Lineage: Eukaryota; Metazoa; Chordata; Mammalia; Chiroptera; Mormoopidae. Gene Ontology annotation, biological process: regulation of DNA-templated transcription. The record is from RefSeq and is a predicted model, not a curated record.